UCGUAUCGGCUGUUGUCGAUGUUGUCAAAAAUUGUAGGUAUUAUUUUAUAUUUUAUAAAAUUCCAAAUUAACAUGGAUCGGAAUAAUCGGGCGAUACGGCCUUGGCCACGCAGAAAUCCUGAUCCCGAACAGGAGGAGCCGAAUGAGAUUAAUGCGCGCAAGCUGCGGAUCUUCAUCUUUAAAGUUUACCUGUGCGCCGCCAUCCUGUGCCUGCUGUCUGCUAUUCCGUGGAUCUGUGUAUCGGUGUUGAAACCGCCUGUCUAUAGUGAUAUUCCGGUGCCGCCGUUUAUGUGGCUCAUUAUCACCUUCGUCCUCCUCACGGUACUUAGCUGUGCACCGCAGACGCCGGUAACUCUGUGGCUCUGCUGGGGCUUGGUCCUCGGCUCCCUGUUCUUCAUCACCCUGUUCGGCUGCUACUUCGUGGUCUUAAUGUCCGUGUGGGUGGUGGUGGGGGCCAUGGGCAUUUCCGUGGUUCUGCUGGCCCUGCUCCACCUGUACGGAGCCAAGGCUCCAAUGCUUAUGCUGCCCAACAUGCUCUGCACCUGCGCCGUAAUGCUAGUGGGCUUCAUCACGCUCUUCGUGCUCCUCAUGAUGUCGUUAUUCACCAAUGAUGGCCGUUACGUCUUGGCCAGUGCUAUUGUGUUCUUCAUCAUAGUGAUCUUCUUGGCUCCCUUCCAGGCCAGCUUCAUUUGCGGACGGUUGCAGCAAGUGCCGUACGGGGAAGUAGCCAGCUGUGCCAAUGGGAUUUACAUGCACUUCUGUUUCCUGGCGACCUGCCUGAUGAUCUUUGCUAGUUUUACAAAAUAAAUAUUUCAGAGU
Messenger RNA from Drosophila kikkawai, 819 nucleotides. RefSeq lists its product as uncharacterized. NCBI's taxonomy places the organism in Eukaryota, Metazoa, Arthropoda, Insecta, Diptera, Drosophilidae. The record is from RefSeq and is a predicted model, not a curated record.